This is a messenger RNA of Trichoderma citrinoviride, 1793 nucleotides long. RefSeq names its product phosphoglycerate mutase. Gene Ontology annotation, molecular function: manganese ion binding. The record is from RefSeq and is a predicted model, not a curated record. Gene Ontology annotation, biological process: glucose catabolic process. The transcript is spliced from 5 exons. The coding region runs from base 198 to 1793 and encodes 531 amino acids. Lineage: Eukaryota; Fungi; Ascomycota; Sordariomycetes; Hypocreales; Hypocreaceae. Gene Ontology annotation, cellular component: cytoplasm.
GCCUAUCAACAUCAACCCCACCAUCCGAAGUCUCUAGUCCAGGUGGGAUGUUUUUCAGGUUCUGCCGUGCCAAAAAGAUUGACUUCAUCUCCCCCCCUCAAAUCACGCACCUAAACAACAUCCUACUCUCUGCAACUUCUUCUCAUCCCGCCAGAUAUACCAAUUGAGCUUGUAUCGUAGUUGAUCCCGCUCUCACCAUGUCCAAGACAGAGCAAAAGGCCUGCCUCAUUGUCAUUGAUGGCUGGGGCAUCCCCUCCGACGAGAGCCCCAAGGAUGGCGACGCCAUUGCCGCCGCCGAGACCCCCGUCAUGGACGAGCUCUCCAAGAGCGAGACGGGCUUCACCGAGCUCGAGGCCUCGUCGCUGGCUGUCGGACUGCCCGAGGGCCUGAUGGGCAACUCCGAGGUCGGCCACUUGAACAUUGGCGCCGGUCGCGUCGUCUGGCAGGACGUCGUCCGCAUCGACCAGACUAUCAAGAAGGGCGAGUUCGACUCCAACGAGACGAUCAAGAAGACCUUUGAGGGCGCGGCCAAGGGCAACGGACGCCUGCACCUCUGCGGCCUGGUUUCCCACGGUGGUGUUCACUCGAAGCAGGAGCACCUGUACGCCCUCCUCAAGGCCGCCAAGAAGUACAAUGUCCCCAAGGUCUUCAUCCACUUCUUCGGCGACGGUCGUGAUACCGACCCCAAGUCCGGCGCGGGCUACAUGCAGGAGCUGGUCGACUUCAUCAAGGAGCUCGGCCUCGGCCAGAUUGCCACCGUUGUUGGCCGAUACUACGCCAUGGACCGCGAUAAGCGAUGGGAGCGCGUCGAGAUCGCUCUCAAGGGCCUUGUUCUGGGCGAGGGCGAGGCUAGCGAGGAUCCCGUCGCUACUGUGAAGGCACGAUAUGAGACGGACGGCAACAACAACAGGGAUGAAUUCCUCACUCCCAUCAUCGUCGGUGGUGACGAGAGCCGUAUCAAGGACGACGACACCGUCUUCUUCUUCAACUACCGAUCCGAUCGUGCGCGACAAAUCACCCAGCUGCUCGGUGAUGUCGAUCGAUCUGUCCUGCCCGACUUCGCCUACCCCAAGAUCAACAAGCUCGUGACCAUGACCCGUUACAAGACUGAUUACCCCUUCGACGUCGCCUUUGAGCCCCAGAAGAUGGACAACGUCCUGGCCGAGUGGCUCGGAAAGCAGGGCGUGGAGCAGGUCCACAUCGCCGAGACGGAAAAGUACGCCCACGUCACCUUCUUCUUCAACGGUGGUGUUGAGAAGGUCUUCCCUCUCGAGACCCGUGACCAGGACCAGGACCUUGUGCCUUCCAACAAGUCGGUUGCGACCUACGACCAGGCUCCCGAGAUGUCUGCGGAUGGGGUUGCCGACCAGGUUGUCAAGCGUCUGGGAGAGCAGCGGUUCCCCUUUGUCAUGAACAACUUUGCUCCUCCGGACAUGGUGGGCCACACCGGUGUCUACGAGGCCGCCAUCGUCGGCUGUGCCGCCACCGACAAGGCCAUCGGAAAGAUUCUGGAAGCCUGCAAGAAGGAGGGUUACAUUCUGUUCAUCACCGCCGAUCACGGCAACGCGGAGGAGAUGAAGUUCUCCGACGGAAAGCCCAAGACCAGCCACACCACCAACAAGGUGCCCUUCAUCAUGGCCAAUGCCCCCGAGGGCUGGAGCCUCAAGAAGCAGGGUGGUGUCCUGGGCGACGUCGCCCCUACCAUUCUGGCUGCCAUGGGGCUGCCUCAGCCUGAGGACAUGACGGGCGAGUCGCUCCUUGCAAAGGACCUUAAGAGGAGUGCUGAGGAGUAA